AGAAAGAGGCUGGGCGAGCAGCUGGGCGUCCUUGGUGCUGGCACCGCCGCCCGGGCAUGAGGAUGGCUGUGGGCGCAGCAGCGGCUCCAGGAGACGGGGGCUCGCCGAAUCCCGGUCCCGCUGCGGUCUCCCUGGGCUUGAGCGUGGCUGUGGUGUCCAGCCUGGUCAAUGGCUCCACGUUCGUGCUGCAGAAAAAAGGCAUCGUGCGGGCAAGAGGACGAGGGACUUCAUAUUUAACUGAUAUAGUGUGGUGGUCAGGUACUAUUGCAAUGGCACUUGGCCAGAUUGGGAAUUUCUUAGCUUAUACUGCAGUUCCUACUGUUCUUGUGACUCCACUUGGAGCACUUGGAGUCCCAUUUGGGUCCAUUUUAGCUUCCUAUCUACUGAAAGAAAAACUGAACAUUUUGGGCAAAUUGGGCUGCCUCCUGAGUUGCGCAGGUUCUGUGGUUCUCAUCAUUCAUUCUCCAAAGUCUGAAAGUGUCACCACUCAGGCCGAGCUUGAGGAAAAGCUUACAAAUCCAGUAUUCGUGGGUUACCUCUGUGUUGUGCUUCUCAUGCUGCUUCUGCUUAUCUUUUGGAUUGCACCAGCCCAUGGACCCACUAACAUUAUGGUUUACAUCAGUAUUUGCUCAUUGUUAGGAAGUUUCACUGUGCCUAGUACAAAAGGAAUUGGACUGGCUGCUCAAGAUAUCUUUCACAAUAAUCCAUCAAGUCAAAGAGCAUUAUAUCUUUGUUUGGUUCUGUUAGCAGUAUUGGGGUGUAGUAUAAUAAUUCAGUUUAGGUACAUCAAUAAGGCACUAGAAUGUUUUGAUUCCUCAGUGUUUGGUGCCAUCUAUUAUGUAGUAUUCACCACUCUUGUCUUGCUGGCGUCAGCCAUUUUGUUCAGAGAAUGGAGUAAUGUUGGUGUUGUUGACUUCUUGGGGAUGGCUUGUGGGUUCACCACUGUAUCUAUUGGAAUCGUUCUUAUACAAGUCUUCAAAGAAUUCAAUUUCAAUAUUGGUGAUUUGAAUAAGCCUAAUAUGAAGACCGAUUAAAUUCUUAACGUUCAAAUGAAUUGGGUAAUCCAGAGAAUGAUAGUGUCUUCAAUUUUUAGGCCCCAGAAAUGAUAGCCUUUAAUUUCUAAACUUUGAAAAUAACAUCGCCUUUCAUUCCUUGCUGGAAUAUGUGAAAUGAAUUAGUGUUCUUAAUUCAGUUUCUUAGGACUAUUGUCAUGCUUUGUAUCUUAUGGUAUCAAAUGAUUUUAUAAACCUCAUAGCAAAUAGGAUAAGAAUUGCAUCACCACAGAAGCUGAUGUAUUUCUUUAUCCUUAAAGAUUAUCUAUGUAGUGUAGGAUUGAAUUAUUUUGGUCUAUGAAGAACCAGGAAUCUUUUCAAAUGGUUACCCAGAAUCUUCUGGUUGUGUGAAUCAACUGUCAACAUUUGUGUAUACAACUGAGCAGAUGCCAUGAGUGAUCAAUAGCCCUUUUAAAAAAUGUAAAUACACUUCAGAUACUAGAUUGGGCUUUCUUUCUAUUUACCUUCACAGUUAUGAUUCAGCUUUCAGUAUUCUUCCAGGUGUAUUUGAAGAUUCCACAAUGGUUGCUACAGACUGUGUGUUGAUAUGGUUUGUUCUUUCUCUACCUUUGUAAUUUGGACCGAUGACAUAGAAUUCAUAAUUAUGUCCAAAACUAGGGCAGUGUGUUUAUAUCUUAACAUACGUUCUCUCUCAUACCAGCUCACAAAGUUGCUCACAAAUCUAAGUAAAUGCAGCACUUAGUUGACAGCUACGCCUCUUGUUCACAUGAAUCACUUAAUGUAUGUUAACACAUGAUAUUAAUUCAAGAGCUUUUAUUUCAUAUAAAACAAUAUGAGGAAUGCGUUAGAUAAUAACUACUUUCUACCUUUUUUGGUAGAUCAUUUGUAAACAGCUGGAAACUACUUCAGUGCCUUUUCUAUUCUGAUAAGAUCACUUUCAUGGGACAGUUCAUGUUCUCUAAUAUUUGGGUGUCCUCAUGCUUAUCAAUCUUAACAAAGCAGAGACACUAAUACAAUAUUUGAAUUAUGGGGUAACUUCUAUGCACUUCCAACUGGCGUUUGUUUAGAACAGAAGUAUUCUAUUAUAUUAGUUCAUAUUCAGUUAUGUUCCCUAGAAAGUUUUCCCUAACAAAUUCCAGUAAACUAUGUAUAGCAUCUUUUGUCAGCUUUUGAACUGGCACGUUUAGAGGCAUUAUAAAGGAAUUUUUAAAAGGAAAGAAAAAUGUUGUUCGGUUAAGGGAAAAAUAAGUGAUUCUUCUGCAGGGCCUGGAAAUUGUUGUCACUCACUAGAAAGAACAGAGAAAAACAAUGGGACUUCUGUUUCCACAAUACCAGUGUUUUUCAACCUUGGCAACCUUAAAAAGUGUG
Pseudonaja textilis is the source of this 2381-nucleotide messenger RNA. Its product is annotated as magnesium transporter NIPA1. Gene Ontology annotation, cellular component: membrane. Gene Ontology annotation, biological process: magnesium ion transport. NCBI's taxonomy places the organism in Eukaryota, Metazoa, Chordata, Lepidosauria, Squamata, Elapidae. Gene Ontology annotation, molecular function: magnesium ion transmembrane transporter activity. The record is from RefSeq and is a predicted model, not a curated record.